This is a messenger RNA of Paraglomus brasilianum, 252 nucleotides long. The record is from the annotation of a GenBank genome assembly. NCBI's taxonomy places the organism in Eukaryota, Fungi, Glomeromycota, Glomeromycetes, Paraglomerales, Paraglomeraceae.
AUGGCGAUGCAAAAGCGUUCUAGUGACACUACGAAGAGAACAAGACAUUCAGCAAUGGGAUAUCCCAAUGAACCGGAAUGCCGGAUGAAUAGAACGAUGGAUCAAUGGCAUGUACACUGGUCAUCGACUGAUAAUAUUGGUCGGGAAUUCCGAUCGGAGAUUCCCGCGUGGCAGAAAUGGAUAUCCGGUCUUACGUUUACAGAUGGAAAAGUACUGUUGAUUACGCCACAAGUCAGACAACUAGUGGACUAA